Salvia splendens (bonfire salvia) is the source of this 1686-nucleotide messenger RNA. Its product is annotated as MLO-like protein 6. NCBI's taxonomy places the organism in Eukaryota, Viridiplantae, Streptophyta, Magnoliopsida, Lamiales, Lamiaceae. Gene Ontology annotation, cellular component: membrane. Gene Ontology annotation, biological process: defense response. The transcript has 15 exons. The coding region runs from base 63 to 1634 and encodes 523 amino acids. The record is from RefSeq and is a predicted model, not a curated record.
UCUUACAUACAUAUUGCUAGAAAUCUUUUGUUUGUUUAAUUAUUACUUGAAUUGGAGAAGAAAUGGAUGAGUUGCCUAAGGAGAAGACGUUGGAGGCGACGCCAACGUGGGCGGUCGCCGUCGUUUGCUUCGUGUUGGUUGCUAUCUCCAUUCUCAUUGAACAGAUCAUUCAUCAUACUGAGUCGUGGUUAAAGAAAAGAAAAAAGGAACCUCUACGUGAAUCACUUGAAAAAGUUAAAGCAGAGCUUAUGUUGCUAGGGUUCAUAUCAUUGCUGCUGACAGUAUUGCAAGAACAUCUUUCUAAUAUUUGUGUUCCAAGAAAAGUUGGACAUUCUUGGCAUCCUUGCAAGUACACAGAUAGUGGCAAAUAUUAUGAUCCAUGUAUAAAAAAGGGAAAAAUUCAGCUGGUUUCAGCAUAUGGCAUACACCAACUCCACAUCUUCAUCUUUAUCUUGGCAAUUUGUCACAUAAUUUAUUGCAUUCUCACUUAUGGCCUCGGAAAACUUAAGAUGAGGAAAUGGAAAUCAUGGGAGGAUGAGACCAAGACAGAUGAGUACCAAUACUACAAUGAUCCAGAAAGAUUCAGAUUUGCGAGGGAGACAUCGUUUGGGCGCAGACAUUUGAAUUUCUGGAGCCGUUGGCCUCUUCUUCUCUGGAUUGUAUGUUUCUUCAGGCAAUUCAUCAGAUCCGUUGCCAAAGUUGAUUACUUCACACUUAGACAUGGUUUUAUAACAGAACAUCUAACACCUCAAAGCCAAGCAUCAUUCAAUUUCCAGAAAUAUAUAAACAGAUCAUUAGAAGAAGAUUUCAAAGUGAUUGUGGGAAUAAGCCCAGUAAUAUGGUUCUGUGCCGUUGUGUUCCUGCUCACCAACACCAAUGGGUGGUACUCCUACUUCUGGCUACCGUUUAUUCCUUUAAUCAUAAUACUAUUGGUGGGAGCAAAAUUGCAAGUGAUCAUAACAAAAAUGGGAAUCAGAGUUCUAGAUAGAGGAGGUGUGAUCAAAGGCAGCCCCGUUGUUCAGCCCAGCGACGACCUUUUCUGGUUUGGUCGCCCCCGUUUCCUGCUUUUCCUCAUCCAUUUUGUUCUAUUUUUGAAUGCAUUUCAAAUAGCCUUCUUAGCAUGGAGUUAUUACGAAUUCGGGUAUCCGUCGUGCUACCACGAAAAUAUUGAAGACAUGAUCAUCCGACUCUCAAUGGGUGCCUUAAUUCAGUUCCUAUGUAGCUACGUCACCCUCCCUCUCUACGCCUUGGUGAAUCAGAUGGGGUCGAAAAUGAGGCCGGUGAUAUUCAGCAACAACGUAGCCACAGCGCUGCGCGGAUGGCAUCAGACGGCCAAGAAGCACGUGAAGCAGGGGCGGGCGUCGGGCAGCAGCACGCCCUUCUCCAGCCGGCCAGCCUCACCGUUGCAUGGGAGCACGUCGCCUCUGUAUCUGCUGCAGGGAUACAACAAGUCUAAUUAUGACGAGGGACAUGACGAUGAUGGCCAUGAGUUUAAGUAUGGAGAAGAUCCAUUGUCACAAAAUUCAAUUGUUGAGAUAGAGAGGGAUGUUGAAAAUCCCCCUUCUCCUAGUGUAGGUAGCAGAGCUACAUACCACAAUGAUUUCUCCUUUCGAAACAAGGACACUGAAACUUGAUUUUGCAUUAUUGUUUUUUUUUGUACUAGUAAAUAAGUGAUCAUUUUUUUCA